Malassezia pachydermatis is the source of this 861-nucleotide messenger RNA. Its product is annotated as zinc finger protein. The transcript is spliced from 4 exons. Bases 1 to 861 code for a protein of 286 amino acids. The record is from RefSeq and is a predicted model, not a curated record. NCBI's taxonomy places the organism in Eukaryota, Fungi, Basidiomycota, Malasseziomycetes, Malasseziales, Malasseziaceae.
AUGGCGAAGAAAAAACGGGCGCCUCAGCUGGACGCUUGGUGUUGGUACUGCGAUCGUGAGUUUGAAGAUGAGAAAGUCUUGAUUCAGCAUCAAAAAGCAAAGCAUUUCAAAUGCCCACACUGUCCACGUCGUCUGAAUACAGCUGGUGGACUGGCUGUCCAUCUGGGUCAAGUGCAUAAAGCAGAGCCGGGACGUUUGGAAAAUACGCUACCUGGACGUGAUUCGUUUGAAAUUGAAAUCUAUGGCAUGGUUGGUGUGCCGGAUAGUGAUUUGAUUGCAUGGCAGGUGCGCCGAAGUGGAGACCGGGCUGCGCAGGAGGGAGCACAGGUUCGUGGUCCGCCGAUGCCGAAGCGUCCACGUAUUGAGAAAGUGGCGUUGACAGCAGAUCAGCUGCGUGCGCAACUUGAAGCGCACAAGGCGUUAAUGAGCGGUGCUGCGUCUACCUCUGCGCCGCCCCAUCUGACACAGCCACCCAUUCCUGCUACGACGGAAUCUACGACACAAAGCCCUAUAUAUCAUACCCCGCCUACCAGGACACAAGAAGCGGCGUCUGUGGUGCCUGCAUCGCAGCCAGCUUCUACGACGUCGAAAGAGCCGCCGUCGAUGCCACCUGGCCCCCCGCCGCUGCCCUCCGUAUCGAUGUCAGGUCAGCGUUCUCCAGCGGCGGCGGCGUCGCCUACGGUAGCCUCGACGCCGGCCCCUCCUACGGCGGUGGCGUCGGAGAACGAUCGGAUGAUGCAUCCGCACCGACGGGCCAUCGAGCAAGGACUCAAGUCGCGUCUGGUGUAUACAGACACGCAAUUCAGUCCGGAAGAAAAAAUGGCGGGUAUGCCGCGCUAUGCGUAUGUGCCAUCGGCAUAA